UGACUAGUUCUUUAAUGAUGUUUCAAACAUGGCGGUAAACAGUGGAUGGCUGGAACUUGAAAGCGAUCCAGGGCUUUUCAGUUUGCUGAUCGAGGAGUUUGGCGUCAAGGGAGCUCAGGUGGAGGAGAUUUACGAUUUAUCCAAGCCAUUUAGAGGGCCUGUUUAUGGAUUCAUUUUCCUUUUUAAAUGGAUUGAAGAAAGAAGAUCAAGACGUAAAAUUCAACCCUUAGAGGAGAUGUUUGUGGAGGAUGAAGAGAUCAUCCGAGACAUAUUUUUUGCCCAGCAGGUCAUCCCAAACUCAUGUGCUACUCACUCGUUACUGAGUGUUCUUCUUAAUUGUACUCAUAUUCACCUGGGUGAAACUCUCAGCAGGCUGAAGGAGUUUUCUAGUAAAUUUGACCCAGAGAACAAGGGAUAUGUGAUUGGUAACUUGCCAGAACUGGCCAUGGCUCAUAACAAGUUUGCUAGACCUGAGCCAAAGCUUUUGCCAGAGAAAACCAAUGCUGUGUCAACUGGUCGUGCAAUGGAGGCUUUUCACUUUGUUAGUUAUGUACCCAUCAAUGGUCGACUGUUUGAGCUGGAUGGACUCAAACCGUAUCCAAUUGAUCAUGGUCCUUGGGGGGAGAAUGAAGAAUGGACAGAAAAAUUCCGCAGAGUAAUAACUGAAAGGCUGGGAAUAGCGACUGGAGGUGAACCUUACCAUGAUAUCAGAUAUAACCUGAUGGCUGUGGUUGCUGAUGGAAUGACAACAUGUGAAGAAAAGCUGAAAAGUUUGAGUAUAGAAAGGGAAAGCAUAUUGGAAUCACUAAAGAAGUUUGAUCCUGCUACAAGGACUGACUCUGCUACCCUAACAGCAACCGAGUCUGGCUCCACAGAAAAAUACCCAACCCAAGACAAUACACAGCCUGCUACGACUACUACUACAACUACAGCUGCUGUAGUGACUGUUACACCAACUGUAGCCAUGACAACGUCAGGGGGUAUCACCACGAAUGUUACCAUGGAGACCACACCUAACAAAACCUCAAAUGACUCUGAGACCUCCAAACUACGAGAGGCAAAUAAAGGGAGGUCCGAAACGCGAACAGGGGACAACGAACAAGUAGAGGAGAAGGCGAAUCAAUCGUCGGCGACUAACGACAACUCGGCAAUUGACGAUACUUCGGAAAAACAGCUUGGUACAAAUCCUGUAAUUUCUCCCGAGCUGAAGCCUCCAGUUUCACCAACGGGAAGCAUCCAUUCUGACUCGGGAGCAUCGCAAACUGGGGAAACCACAGAAACUGCGCCCUCGGAAGAUCAGGCUGAUUAUGUAGAGACAUUUUCAUUCUCUGAUUCCGAAACUGUGGCCAGCAGUCACGACGGUAGAGCAGGCGCUGAAGAUUCGGCGAGCGACGAAGAAAAUAGGGAGAAAAGUAUUUCCUCAAAUCCAAAAGUUUCCCAGAGAGGUUCAAAGUCCUUAAAUCAAGACGGAGUACACAGCUACGGCUUUUCCAUCCCAUUAAGUGAGCUGGCGAAGAUUUCAGAGGAAAGCCAGUCUCUCGUAACUCAACUUCAUCACGUAGAACGCCAAAUCCAAGCGUGUGAGAAUUCCCUAAGAGAGGAAAAGGAGAAACGAAGGAAGUACUAUGUGGACCACAGCCGACGUACACACGACUAUGAUCCCUUUAUUCGGACCUUUGUAACCAUGUUGGCCGAGCAAGGACAUGUAGCACAGCUUGUGGAAGAACAGACUUCACUAAAGCGACGGCUAGCUCAAACAAGACCUCCCUUAAAACAGCUUAAAAGAGUUUACAAAAGGAGAAAGCCUAGGUGAACUCAAGCGUGGCAGCGGUGAAGGAGGAGAGGAUCCACACGAUGCAGGAAAUUCCUGUGAAUAGCAACAAGAGGGAGGUUAAUAUCAGAGCAAGAUGGGUUCAAUGUAUUUGAGCGGAAUUUUAGUUGUUCAAGUGCUUUUCAAUUGAAUGUUCUUCAAGUUGUCUUUGCGGGCAAGUAAAACAAAGAAAAAUGCGAGAAGUAGCCAUUGAUUUAUCGAAGUUAACUCACUCAACUGGUCUCAAGCGAAAGAAACGACACGGGCAGUAAAUUUGUGAUCGAUUUUAGUUUUGCAUCUGAUUGGUUACAAAAGUGGCCGGAGUUUUUCCAAGCCAAUCAACUAGAUCGAAAAAAAAAAAGUAGGUCAAUGUAAUCUCUGAGUAUAUUCAAUAUUCAGUUGAAAACGGCCCCUAAAAAAGGUGUAACCCGGUAAAUUUUGCCUUGCUAGCCACGUUACGCAAACUUCUCUUCGAAAAUAAAGAAGUUAUUGUUGGAAUUUUUUAUAAAAGCAUUUUGAACGAGAAGGACAUUUUUCGGUGGACAGUAUAUAAGGAAAUCUUUUUCAAUAAAUACUGUAAAUAUCAUUCAUAAAAUAAAACGUCAUGUUGUGUUA
Molecule: messenger RNA, 2425 nt
Organism: Stylophora pistillata
Lineage: Eukaryota; Metazoa; Cnidaria; Anthozoa; Scleractinia; Pocilloporidae
Biological process (GO): ubiquitin-dependent protein catabolic process; protein deubiquitination
Cellular component (GO): cytoplasm
Molecular function (GO): cysteine-type deubiquitinase activity
Source: RefSeq, a predicted model, not a curated record